This is a messenger RNA of Charadrius vociferus (killdeer), 5788 nucleotides long. RefSeq names its product microtubule-associated protein futsch-like. The record is from RefSeq and is a predicted model, not a curated record. The coding region runs from base 1 to 5361 and encodes 1786 amino acids. Lineage: Eukaryota; Metazoa; Chordata; Aves; Charadriiformes; Charadriidae. The transcript is spliced from 9 exons.
AUGCUGGUAGACCCUUUGGUGCUGAAGAAGAAGCUCAAUAGGAUGGCAACAGAGCAAGGGGCCUUUGCUGUCCUCAGCAGCCUGCUGCUGUACGUCACCGAGCUCGCAGCUGGCAAUCCGCAGCUCAGCAGCAAGAGGACGAAAUGGGCAGAAGGUAAAGAAAACAAGGUGAGUUAUAACCAGCCGUGUCCAGAUCCAAACAGGGGCCAGCAUCCCACCAGAUUUCAGCUCUUGCGGUCCAGAUUUCUAAACAACAACCGUGAGCCAUACACCAAGAAAAGAAGAGAAGUCGGCAAACUGGUCAUUAAAGAGAAGCUGUGGGUGAGUAGGGCUGGUAACAAGCUGGACAGAAGCAGAGACAGGAAAGGAGAUGGAAAAGCAGCAGAGGAGGAUGCAGACACAGCGCCCAGUGAGAGGGCCAGGUGGAGCGGCGCCAGUGGGAAAAACACGGUGAAGAACAUCCUGAAGAAAUUUUUAGCUGCUGAAGAAAAAGAAGCCAAGGAGAAGUCUCCCAGCUGGAAAAAGAAGGUGCCAAACAGUGGUUUGCCAAAAAUAGUCAACAGGAGUUCAGUCCUGUCCAAACUGAAGGAGCAGUUUGAACAAAGCGCUCUCUGCUCAGCCGCAGAGGUGAAAGCAUCGCUCUUGCGCAAAGGUGAGAAAAAGACCAAAAACUUCCCGAGCAGAAAAACCAUUCGUAAGCCAGAGGUCAGAGUGCUGCGCACGGCAGCAAUGACAGCCACAGGUAUAAACAGUCCAGAGUCCCAAUAUUUAGUGUGCUCCACCGUCCCAGUGCCCAGACUCAGCAUCGCUACCAAAAUUAACCACCCUUGGAGCUGGUCGAAAAACAAUGCCGCGAAGCAGCCUUUCGGUCAUGACACACCACUGAAGGAAAAAGGGGGGUCUGACAGAGAGCCUGGUGAGAGCAAAACACCAGCAAAUGCAGCACAGGACAGGGAGGACAAAGAAGAGUUAACAGUGGCAGCCAAGGUCACGUCUGAUACAAAGGAUCAUACUGAGGCUAAAAUAGACUCCACAAAGCAAGCACCCAACUUUAACCCUAAUCUAGAUAGCUCUUCUACUACUGGUAAAAACAAAGCUCUUGCAGACUGCAUUCCUCCCUCGUCUGAACGUAGUCUAGACUGCGACAGGAAUACCACGCCAGUUGGGCCUGAUACAUCUUCACUACUGUGGGUUACCAAUGCUGUGCAACAUGUCAAGGAAGACAUCCCGCCUUCUAACUUGCCUUACUGUAGCACAGCUGAAGGAUCCCAUGAACAAAGUUCUCAGGAUACUAAUAUAGGUGAGAUUCCUGAAAUAACGAUGUAUGUAUACAGUUCAGAGGAAGCUGACACAGAGCGCUCAGAGCCAGAAAAGGAUCCUUUCUUUGCAGACCAAAAUUGUUUUCCAGAGCAGAAAGCACUGGAAAGCAUUCUGCCACUUCACUCUCCAGGAGUUCAAGCAUCUUAUGAAGUUGAGCCUCCAAUGGAGGAUCGGCAGCUAACUGUCCCAACACCAGCUUCUUGCAAAAGACCACCAAUAGUCCAAAAAGAGGCACCAGGUUUAAGAGGCAAACAUGCUGAGGAAGCCAAAGAAGGAGUGAAAUAUCACAGUGAAGACAAAAUAUCCUCUACUUCUAGCAAAAAUGAUAGUGAUGUCCCAACUAAAAAGGAAGAGGAGAAUAAAACACCCAACAGCCAAAUGCAAAAUGAAUCCAAAACCAAGCAGCUAGAGCCUCCUCAAAUACCCAGCCCACAAAAUAACUUCGGUAAUUUCAGUGCUGACAUAUCAAAUUCAGAUGUAAAUCAGACCAAACCUACAUUCUCCUCAAACAAGAGCCAGGAGCAGAAGCCUGGUGCUGCAGAAGAAGAGCACAUCUCUUCUCAGUUGGAAAAGACACAAAGUCCUUUGCCAGGUGACCUUGUGAAGCACAGCUUCUACAUCACAGAAGAAGAUUUUGGGAAGCACAAAUUAUCUUCUUCAAAUGAAAUGAUGAAUCAUGCAAACAAUCAAGCGCUGGGCAAGAGUACUUUGACUGACCUGGAGACCUGUCACAGUCAAUCCAAAUCUUUCGUUGAGCUUGAAGAGGCCACUGCAGAUGAGAUGCCCUGGCCUGAAUCUGAGGCAUGCCAGUCACCCUCAUCAAACCCUUUGCCAACACCAAUGAGUGGGAUUGCAGGACAAAGAAUCCAUCACACUCUUGGAAAUCCCCCAGCCCUUGCACCUAUUGAUCUGGUGAGACAGGGAGCUGGUGGUGUGGAAGAUAAGCAUGCCAGCCAUGGAUGUCCGAAGCACCCACUACCCUCUUCAGAUGAGUUGACAAACUGUGGAAAUGAUACUACACUGGAGAAGAAAACUGCAUGUGAUUUCAAGAACCAAGUGCUGUCCCCAAAUCAUGAAACAGAAAAUGAAAACUCUAGAGCCGAAGAGACAAAUACAUGUCAGAGCAUUGAGAAUUGUCUUUCACUUACAACCAAGAAGCCAGGAAAAGAUGAAAAUAAAACCAUGCUAGCAAGAAAACCCCUAUUACCCUUGGAGAAGAACCAAACACCAACUUCAGAUGAUACCAUGAAGCAAGUAAGUGAUAUGCUGGGAGAGAACCUGUUUCCUUCCUCAACUGAAUUGGUCUCAGACCAAAAGAAGCAUGCAAAAAGUAGUUGUAAAUUCUCCAAACAUAAAAAGGAUAAGAUCUUGUCAUCAGAUGAUGACACGAAACAUGAAAAUGGUAAGAUGGAUACAGAGAUACAAGAGAGAAAUGUCUUGCAUAAAUCUGAGGAGAUACAAGUAUCCAUACCAAGUGAUACCAUGGAUCAUGAUAAUAACUUUUCAAAUGAGGAGAAUGCUCAUAGAACUCAGACACCCCAGUUUCCGUCAUCAGAGCAUGAUGCCAACAUUCAAGGAGUGAAAAAUAAUGGGCAGAGUUUGAAAUGUCUAACACCUUCAAGAGAUUUUGUGAAACACGAAGGUGAUCUGACAGUAGAUGAAAACAUCUGCUGCAAUAAUGGGAAACACAACCCGUCCUCAUCAAAUGAACCAAUGAAACAGGCAAAUGCCAGUGCAGAGGAAAGAAACAUCAAGUCAAACUUCAAGAAUUAUUCAAUGCCAACAAGAAAUGCAUCAAGGCAGGACAAUAAGACCAGUGAUGAGGAGAAUACCCUUCCCAAUUUGAAAAAAGAACCAGUGCAGCAGAAAAAGAUUUGUGAAGGAGAAAGCAAUACUUCAUGUGAUCCUAAAAAUCAAACACCAUCACUGAAUCCAUUGGUGAAGCAAGACAAGAAAUCAUCCCCUCCAGAGACACAGAAGCAGAUGUCACCAGCAAAGCAUGAGGAAAACACUCCAGGAAGAGAUAAGCAGCAAACGAGAUGUGAAGAUUUUACAGCAUCUGAUACUAAUGCUGCAAAAAAGAAGAAAAAAAUCACAAGUUCCAAGAAGUACCGAUCAGUAUCAUCAGAAACAUUGGUUAAGCCUCAAGAAAAAAAUAUUCCAGAACAAAAACAACAAGUGCGACCUUCUGCAGGUACUAAUGCUGUUGAAGAAAAAGAUGGAGAUCCAAAUUCUGAGAAGUCAGCCUCUUCAAAGAACGUGGUGAAUUCCCAAGAAAAAAGUACUUCAGGAGACAGAAAGCAAAAGACACCAACAGCAGAGGACAUCAGGUCAACUGAAGCAAAGGCUGUAAAGGAGGAUGAUAAAAACCAUCAGUUAUCUCUUUCAAGUAAAUCAUCAAAGCCUGAGAAAAAUACUCCAGGAGGAGAAAAACAACAAACUGUAUCUGAAAGCUUUACAAAGCCUGAUGCAAGAGAUGUAAACAACAAAAGCAAAGAUCCAGGUUCUGGGAUGUGCCAGUCCCCAUCUUCAAAUUCGCUGGUGAAGCCUCAAGAAAAGAAUGCCACAGCCAAAAAGAAGCAAUCUCCACCACCACCUGAUGAAAAAACAAGGUAUAAAACUGGUAGUCCAGAAAUGAAGAGUGGACCUGAGAGAAGAGAGGAAUACCAGCUACACUCUUCAGCUCAAUCAGAGAAGCACAGCAACGAUGGCUCAGGAAAGGAAGGCCCCAUGGGUGACUUCAAGAGCUAUCAAACUCCAUUGCCAACUGAUGGCAUAAAUUGUAAAAGAAAUACUGUCUCAAAAGAGACUGGUUUGUCUAAUGCAGAGAAGUCCCCCAAAUCAUCCUCAUUUCAUGUUGCAUCAAAAGAUGAGGAAAAUCCUGCUGGAAAUAGAAAAAGACAGCCUGGAUUUAAGAAGUAUCAAGUGCUCUCAUCGAAGAAUUUGGCAAGGCAUGAGAAAGGUGUUGCUGAAAGGGAGGGGAGCUGGCAGGCAGCUGGCAAAACAAAUGAGAGAAAAGCAGAACUGGAGGACUGCUCUAAAGCAGCGUCAUUCUCAAAGGUUGAUCCGUAUGGGUUUGAAAGGCCAGACGACUUUGAUUAUGCAUCCUAUGAAGCAUUCUUUUCCAGAUAUCUAGUGGUACUCACUAGAAGAGCAAUAAAAUGGUCCAAGCUCCUAAAGGGAAAUAACAGUGUACAGAAGAGUUUAAAAGUGAAGAGAUAUAUCAGGAAAGGCAUCCCCAAUGAACACCGUGCAUUGAUCUGGAUGAUUGUGAGUGGAGCCCAAACCAACAUGGAACAAAACCCUGGAUAUUACCACAGACUGCUUGAAGAAGAGAAGAAUGACAAGCUGGUUGAAGCAAUCAAAACAGACAUGAACAGAACAUUUCCAGAUAAUGUAAAAUUCCGCAAAACUGCUGAUCCCUGUUUGCAGCAUCCACUCUACAACGUAUUGGUAGCGUAUGGGCAUCAUAAUAAAGCAGUAGGAUAUUGUCAGGGCAUGAACUUCAUAGCUGGAUAUCUGAUUCUUAUUACAAAGAAUGAAGAGGAGUCCUUUUGGUUGCUAGAUGCUCUUAUUGGAAGAAUAUUGCCUGAUUAUUACAGUCCUGCAAUGUUGGGCCUGAAAACUGAUCAGGAAGUCCUUGGAGAACUUGUGAAAAUGAAAGUGCCGGCUGUGGCAGAGCUGAUGGAAAGACAUGGAGUCAUGUGGACCCUAGUGGUAUCACGCUGGUUUAUAUGCUUGUUCAUUGACAUUCUUCCAGUAGAGACUGUGCUCCGAAUAUGGGAUUGUUUAUUCUAUGAAGGGUCAAAGAUCAUCUUCCGUGUGGCCUUAACAUUAAUUAAGCAACACCAAGCUUUUAUUUUGGAAGCCACGAAUUUCCCUGACAUUUGUGAUAAAUUUAAGCAGAUCACCAAAGGAACACUUGUAACCGAGUGUCACAGCUUCAUGCAGAAAAUAUUCACAGACCCUGGAAGCUUGUCCAUGACAACAAUCAACAAACUCCGAGAGACUUGCAGAGAGAAGUUGCUUUCUCAGGGAUAACUCACUAGAUUUAACCAGGUGGUCAGAUACUACAGCAAUUGACACAUUCCUCUAUUUGCACUGACUAAAGCACACUUUUAAGCUUUCCAUGAGUUAACUGACACUUGACCAAUUUUCCUGCCUUUCAAGUAAGUGUUGUUAACACUUUGUACUGUAUGUCAGACUUCAUAACUGGAAUUGGUGGUUCUGUUUUGUGUUUCUUGUGGGUUUUUGGCUUUUUUUUUUUUUUAAAGGAUUAAAGUGUUUUCAGAGUAGAAUGUGAUCAGUGUCAGGACACUCCUUCUAAAAAAAGCAGUCACCAUUCUUGUCUUUUCAGGGCAUUUUGUAAUGUUAAAAACCCCAGGUGUAUAAAAUUACAUAUCCUUCCUACUGUAUUAACUGUGACACCACUAUCAUUUGUAUAAAAUAAAUUUAUUUAAAUUUGUCA